AUGGCAACCCUGUCCAGACGAAGUGACGUUGAAAUCCUUGGCUACUGCAUGCUGCGGUGGCUGUGUGGGAAACUUCCCUGGGAAAAGAACCUGAAGGACCCCAAGGCUGUGCAGACUGCUAAAACAAAUCUGUUGGAUGAGCUCCCUGAGUCAGUGCUUAAUUGGGCUCCUUCUGGAAGCAGUUGCUAUGAAAUAGCCCAGUUCUUGGAAUGUGCUUAUAGUUUAGCAUAUGACGAAAAGCCAAAUUAUCAAGAGCUCAAGAAAAUUUUGAACCCGAGUGGCAUUCCUUUAGGACCAUUGGAAUUUUCCACGAAAGAAGAGGGUGUAAAUGUGCAUACUCCAAACAAUCAAAGAGUUGAUUCACGAAAGGCUGCAACAAAGCAAGUCAAUCAGAUGCAAAAUAGGUUAAUAGGAAAAAAAGUCCACAGUGAAAGAAGUGGUGAGUCCUGUACAACACAGAGGAAAGGGGGAAAGGAGAAGACGCUCAUGGGACUGGUGAACAGUGAAGCAGCUCAGGAAAGCAUAAGGAGAAGACAAAAAUACCAAGAUGCUCAAGAACUUCUGAAUGUAGUAAAGCCUUUCCCACAAAAAUUCAGCUAUAUACAAUUCCCAAAUUCGUUUUAUAAAUCUCAUGAGGAUUUUAUCAGUCUAGAUACAUUUAACAAGUCAAGAUCUCCGUCUGGGUAUAAAUACACUUCCCCAAUUAGUAUAGGAGUCACAGACUUAGACAGAUCUUCAGGACUAUAUUAUUAUGUCUUCAUCAUACUUGUCCUUUUGGUGUUAAUAUGUCUUGCUUUGUAUUUUCUCUGAAGAUACAAAUAGAAUCCUUGUGUUUUUUUUAAAGUUUCCAGUUCUUCAUUAUUUUAGGGUUUCCUCCCAGACAUUUUCAAGGUAA
Messenger RNA from Otolemur garnettii (small-eared galago), 895 nucleotides. RefSeq names its product serine/threonine-protein kinase VRK2-like. Gene Ontology annotation, molecular function: protein serine/threonine kinase activity. NCBI's taxonomy places the organism in Eukaryota, Metazoa, Chordata, Mammalia, Primates, Galagidae. Bases 1 to 810 code for a protein of 269 amino acids. The record is from RefSeq and is a predicted model, not a curated record. Gene Ontology annotation, cellular component: cytoplasm; nucleus. Gene Ontology annotation, biological process: signal transduction; peptidyl-serine phosphorylation. The transcript has 4 exons.